AUGGGAAAUCCUCUACAGCUCAAAUCACUUAACCACAUCUCCUUGGUGUGUAAAUCACUAGAAAAAUCAGUUGAUUUUUACGUCAACGUUCUUGGCUUCGUUCCAAUUAAGAGACCUACCUCCUUAAACUUCAAUGGUGCAUGGUUGUUUAAUUAUGGCAUUGGCAUACACCUUCUCCAAUCAGAUGAUCCAGAACACAUGACCAAGAAUCCACACAUCAAUCCAAAGGACAACCACAUAUCUUUCCAAUGUGAGAGUAUGGGAGCGGUCGAGAAAAAACUGCAAGAGAUGAAGAUAGAGUAUGUGAAGAAUAGAGUAGAGGAAAAUGGGAUAUACGUUGAUCAGUUAUUCUUCCAUGAUCCAGAUGGCACCAUGAUUGAAAUCUGCAAUUGUGAUAAUAUUCCAGUUGUGCCUUUAUCAGAGACCAAAGCGUGGUCUUGUUCGCGUUUCAAUUGCAACAUUCCAAAUAGGCAGCAGCAGAUUCAACAGAUGAUCCCAAUGUAA
Vicia faba (fava bean) is the source of this 504-nucleotide messenger RNA. Lineage: Eukaryota; Viridiplantae; Streptophyta; Magnoliopsida; Fabales; Fabaceae. The record is from the annotation of a GenBank genome assembly.